This is a messenger RNA of Poeciliopsis prolifica (blackstripe livebearer), 731 nucleotides long. RefSeq names its product gamma-crystallin M3-like. Gene Ontology annotation, molecular function: structural constituent of eye lens. NCBI's taxonomy places the organism in Eukaryota, Metazoa, Chordata, Actinopteri, Cyprinodontiformes, Poeciliidae. The record is from RefSeq and is a predicted model, not a curated record. The transcript has 3 exons. Bases 8 to 532 code for a protein of 174 amino acids. Gene Ontology annotation, biological process: visual perception; lens development in camera-type eye.
AGAAAUCAUGAGCGGGAAGAUUAUUUUCUUCGAGGAGAGGAACUUCCAGGGCCGCUCAUAUGAGUGCGUCGGUGACUGCUCGGAAAUUGCGUCUCAUCUGAGACGAUGCAGCUCCUGCAGGGUGGAGAGCGGGAUAUUCAUGGUCUACGAGCAGCCCAACUUCAGGGGCCAACAGUACCUCCUGACCAAAGGGGAGUAUCCUGAGUAUCAGGAUACGAUUGGGUUCAACGACUGCAUUCACUCCUGCCGAAUCGUCCCUGUGCACACUGGACCCUUCAAGAUGCGGAUCUACCAGAAAACAAAUUUCGAAGGCCAAAUGUAUGAGCUGACUGACGACUGCGACUCCAUCCAGGACAGCUACAACAUGUCGGACCUGCAGUCGUGCAACGUGGUGGACGGCCACUGGCUGAUGUUCGAGCUGCCUGAAUUCGAGGGCAGGAUGCUGUAUCUGAAGCCUGGGGAGUACAAGAACCUCAGAGAAAUCAGCAACGGCAUCAGAUUCAGAUCAAUCAGACGCAUCACAGAGUCCUAACUCUCAUGGUUUCUAUUCGGCCGACGACUUUAAUGAUGACCAGUGGAAGGCAGAAAGGGGGAACCUCAUCUUUGAUCCCGAAUCUGUGAUUUUGUGCCUUUUGUUCAUUGUUUGCUUUUAAUUCCAAUCUCACUGUAUAAUUUACCUCUCAAUUUGUGAUACGCAAAAUAAAUGAGCUGGUUUCAAACUGGUGAACUAA